AUGGUCGCGGCGCUGCUCUCGGUGGGGCCACACCCUCUACGUGUGCAGCCUUUGGGCAAUGCUCUGAUGGACGGGAAUAGAAGCAAGCGCAUGGAAUGGCUAGGCAACCUUGCAAAGCUGGACGAUGCGCUUCUCUUGCAGCUUAUGGCCGAGUACUUGGACGUGGACAGCCUCGUACGCCUUAGUGCAGCUUCGCGCUUCCUGUACGCCUUGGCCAGUAUCCCUAGUGUCUGGCGAGAUCAUUAUUUGGAAGAUUUUAAAGGCAAUGUGGAACAUUGGUGCGAGACGUGGCGGGCUACGUAUGUGUAUGCUGCGGCCAAGCAGCACGCACAUCGCGCCGCACUGGCCAACGCUGCAUUGCUGGGCGUAUCCUGCCGCGGCGUCUAUUCCGACGCGAUAUACCACUCUUUCAUCACCGCCUCUUUCGAGCCACGCACAUUUUUGGAAGAGCAAGCGCGGCGCGAAGCGCGCAAGCUACAUCGAUUCCGCAAGGUUGCUACCGAUACGCCGCCGGAACGAGCGUCGAUAUGCGAUACCAUCGUGCGUAUCUCGGAAAAAGAUACGACAUGCGAAGCUUUUCAAGAAGGGUUUGCAGAGAAAAGCGUGCCGUGCAUUGUCGUGGAUGCGACGGACGACUGGCCUUGCAGGGUAUGGACAUUGGACUACGUGCACAAAACCUGGCCGAAGCGCAUAUUCCAAGCAGAAGCGGCGCGUAUGGAUGCAAGCACGUAUGCGGCGUACGCACAGUCGUGUACGUCCGGCAAAACAGAGCCAGAUACCUCGCCGCUCUACCUCUUUGACGCCGAGUUUGCCGCGGAUGAAAGCGAUGCGAAAAAUGCAUGGCGCGUCCCGAAACUGCUGAGCAGAUUUCCUGGACAAAGCUCGCGUGCAGGCGCGCAGACAUGUGCAGACCUGUUUUCCCUCUAUGGCAGCGACCGCCCCGAUUACCGGUGGCUGAUUGCAGGGCCGGAAAAAAGCGGGAGUGGCUGGCACAAGGACCCGAACAUGACCUCGGCUUGGAACGCCGUCAUGCAAGGCGCCAAGUACUGGAUGCUGUUGCCCCCAGAUACAGUCCCGCCGGGCGUGUACGUGUCAAAAGACCAGGCAGAGGUCACUGCUCCCGCCAGCUUGAGCGAGUGGAUGCUCGACUUUUACGACGAGACCAAGCGUCGGCAUGGGCGGCGCGAGCUGGGGGGCGAUGGAAAGCUUGUCGAGGCAGUCUGCCGCACGGGGGAGGUUAUGUACAUUCCUAGCGGGUGGUGGCACCUCGUCGUCAACCUGGACACCUGUGUCGCACUGACCCAAAAUUUCGUGAGCGUCACCGAACUCCCGGCUGUGCUCAGUUUCAUGCACCGCACACCCGACCAAAUCAGCGGGUUCAAAGGCAGCGAUGCGGAAAAUUUGCAAAGGCUGAAUGAUUUUGUGGAAAAGCUCGAGGCGUGCGACCCGGCGCUUGCAAAAAACGCCUUGGCCAAGAUGCCAAGUCCGCCAAAGGAACAUGUGCAAGAUACGCGCGACUGGCGUGAGCGUCUCGGCGCUGCACAGCAUCAUGUAGGCUGGUCCAUUGCGGACGCCGUGGGCAACGAGGAGCUCGGCGAUGUGCCUUGGUAG
Messenger RNA from Malassezia vespertilionis, 1611 nucleotides. RefSeq lists its product as uncharacterized. The record is from RefSeq and is a predicted model, not a curated record. NCBI's taxonomy places the organism in Eukaryota, Fungi, Basidiomycota, Malasseziomycetes, Malasseziales, Malasseziaceae. The coding region runs from base 1 to 1611 and encodes 536 amino acids. Gene Ontology annotation, cellular component: nucleus. The transcript has a single exon. Gene Ontology annotation, molecular function: protein binding; cis-regulatory region sequence-specific DNA binding.